AAAUGGUGCCGGAGUUUCCCAUUUGGAAAAUAUCAGAAUAGACCAAUAACGUACAUACAUUUUUAACUCGGAGAUACCGAGUUUCCGAGUUGUAUUGAAAGCACCAUAGUGACAGCAUCUGUCAGUGCGAGCCUGUCUCCACACACACAUAGCGCUGAGAGACGCAGAUAAUCGUGAACCGGAGCAUCCAAGUUCAGACGCUUAUCACGCUUAGCGUUUUUCUUAACCGGCCAGUAUGCGAUGAGGUGCGCUCUCUCCGCCCGCUACAGCUGAAAAACAACGAGCAACAACAGUUCUAAAUAGUGUGGAAUUGUUUUCGCUGCAGUCAUGGCAGGCCUGCUUCGCCCGCUUUUAUUCGGCUCCACACUGUUUUUCCUACUGCCAUGUGAUGCCCUGCUAAGUGAUGGACCACCCACCUUGCUGUCCACCUCCCAGCCCUCUCCUCUGUCCCUCAUGGACCUGGACCAAGAUGUGGAGGAGCAGCCGGAGAGGAUGACCGUUCCAGGCAGCCCCACCACAGUACCAGGCCUAACCUCCCAGGGACAGGAGUCCUCGGGGUUAUUCAAUGACGACAACAAGCCUCUGCAGUCCUCUGUUCAUCUCUGGGAUGAUGUCAGGGACCAAGUCAACGUCACUGGUCUAGACAGGAAGUCCCUCAGAGGUUACAGUCAGACCCUCUCCCAGACCUCCACCUCUCCUAUGGAGGAACCCAGACAGGGAAAUCACACCUCUCCCUUCAAGGAUGUGGUGGAGAGGCAGGAGCGGGAGCUAUGGGAGAUGGAGAGAGAGUCCAGUGGCCUCCCCCUGGAGGCUGGCUACGGCCAGAACCAGAGCCUGCCUACCACCACCUCCAACACCACCACAUCCAACACCACCACCUCCACCACCACCACCACCACCACCACCACCACCCCCACCUCCAACACCCCCACCACCCCUGCUGCUGACCCUCUGGUUCCUGUAGACUCAACCACCUUAGACCCACAAUAUGUCCCAGUGUACGGGGGUUCACAAUCAACUCCUGAAGACACAGUGGAGGUAGAGGUAGCAGAUGAUGAGGAGGAGGAGGAGGAGGAGGAGGAGGAGGAGGAGGAGGAGAGGGAGAGUUCCACCCCUGAGCCUGAUGCCUCCACCUCCAGACCAACCCUCCCAGAGGUGGGUGUCUUCCCCAGCCUCGGGCCUCUCCAGUCGGACAACACCCAUACAGAAGACCAGGAGGAGGACGAGGAAGAGGAGAGGGAGAGUUCCACCCCUGAGCCUGAUGCCUCCACCUCCAGACCAACCCUCCCAGAGGUGGGUGUCUUCCCCAGCCUUGGGCCUCUCCAGUCGGACAACACCCAUACAGAAGACCAGGAGGAGGAAGAGGAGGCAGUGGUCCCUGGAAGACCUAGGAGUGACUCGGGAAGAGCAGGGAGAGGAGGGGACAUCUCUCCCCUGACCACAGCCCCCUUGGCGUCUCUGGCGCCCACGGUCGACGUCACGGAGGAUUCAGCGGUCCGUCUGGAGGACGAGGAGAUGUUCGCUGGGAAGGAGAUCCAGGAGAAGGAGAGGAGGCAGGAGGAGGAAAAGAAGCAUGAUGAGGAGGAGCAGGAGAUCAGGCAUGGAGGAAAAGAGCUGUUAACAGAGGCAGAGCUCCUCCGUGGUGCACACUUCUCACAGGAGAUACAGCAGGUGAUCUGUGUGGACUGGAGCGAUCUGGCUGGGAAGGGGUACGUCAUCCUCAACAUGUCAGACAACGUUGACUGUGAUGAGUUCCGUGUGGAUAGUGGAGACCGGCUCUUGGAGCUGCUAGAGACAACCUUCUCUAGGAAGAUGAACAGUCCUCAGGGCUCCUGGCUCAUCUCUCUCUCUAAACCCACCCGACAGGACCACCAGCUGCUCGUCACGCUGACCAACGAACACGGAGUUAUUGCCACCAAGGAUAUGUUGUCAAUGUUAGGCGAAAUCAGGAGAGGUUUACACGAGAUUGGUAUCCAGAACUACAGCAGCGCUAACACCUGUCACUCCAGGCCCAGUCAGACUCGUAGUGACUACGGGAAGCUGUUUGUGGUCCUGGUGAUCAUAGGUUCUGUCUGUGUGGUCAUCAUCGCGUCUGGUCUCAUCUAUAUCUUCUGGCAGAGACGCCUGCCUAAGAUCAAGACUAUGACUCGAGGCGAGGAAUUCCAUUUUGUGGAGAACGGCUGCCAUGACAACCCUACCCUGGAUGUGACGAGUGACGGGGGGGGGCAGCCAGAGAUACAGGAGAAGAAACAUCGCCACGCCAACGGACUGACGGCUGGGUCUGUGGGGGAGGGAGGGAGUAGUGGCUGGCAGGUCCUGGUCAACAAACCUGGAGUGAAGGAAGAGGAUACUAUGGAAGAGGAUACACACCUUUAGUAGAGAGAAGAAGAGUGGAAGAGGAUACUAUGGAAGAGGAUACACACCUUUAGUAGAGAGAAGAAGAGUGGAAGAGGAUACUAUGGAAGAGGAUACACACCUUUUAGUAGAGAGAAGAAGAGUGGAAGAGGAUACUAUGGAAGAGGAUACACACCUUUAGUAGAGAGAAGAAGAGUGGAAGAGGAUACUAUAGAAGAGGAUACACACCUUUAGUAGAGAGAAGAAGAGUGGAAGAGGAUACACACCUUUAGUAGAGAGAAGAAGAGUGGAAGAGGAUACACACCUUUUAGUAGAGAGAAGAAGAGUGGAAGAGGAUACUAUGGAAGAGGAUACACACCUUUAGUAGAGAGAAGAAGAGUGGAAGAGGAUACUAUGGAAGAGGAUACACACCUUUAGUAGAGAGAAGAAGAGUGGAAGAGGAUACUAUGGAAGAGGAUACACACCUUUUAGUAGAGAGAAGAAGAGUGGAAGAGGAUACUAUGGAAGAGGAUACACACCUUUAGUAGAGAGAAGAAGAGUGGAAGAGGAUACUAUGGAAGAGGAUACACACCUUUUAGUAGAGAGAAGAAGAG
Molecule: messenger RNA, 2948 nt
Organism: Oncorhynchus tshawytscha (Chinook salmon)
Lineage: Eukaryota; Metazoa; Chordata; Actinopteri; Salmoniformes; Salmonidae
Product: podocalyxin-like protein 2
Exons: 9
Coding region: 328-2376 (682 amino acids)
Source: RefSeq, a predicted model, not a curated record